CCCAGGGUCAGAUUAUGCAUUAAAAUAGAUUAACAAAAAUCGUUUCCAACUCAACAAGAUUAACAAUGAAACUCACUGCCGCUGUACCCCUUCUCUUUAUUGCUGCCUCAUCUGUGCACGCCGCAACUGCCCAGCCAAACCAGGAUGGUAGUCUGACUCUCCAGAGCGUGGAGGAGGCCUUCUUCGGAGGCUUCAAUCUGGCCAUAGAGAAGGCCACCCGUGCUGCAGCCGAUUUGGGCCUGAGCCCAAAGGAAGUUGCUGAAGCGCAGGCUAUCCUUGAUAAAUUUCGUCCGAACGUCAUUACCGUGCUGAUAGCCCUCAAGCAGUAUGUUGACAAGUCCGUGGCCUCGCUUAUUGGUAUUCUGCAAACAAAGUUCUAAGCCAACUUUAAAGACUGUGGCAACUGCAAGAAUAUAUCUAGUUUUAACAUAUUUAUGUCAC
Kickxella alabastrina is the source of this 441-nucleotide messenger RNA. RefSeq lists its product as uncharacterized. The record is from RefSeq and is a predicted model, not a curated record. Lineage: Eukaryota; Fungi; Kickxellomycota; Kickxellomycetes; Kickxellales; Kickxellaceae. The transcript has a single exon. The coding region runs from base 66 to 380 and encodes 104 amino acids.